This is a messenger RNA of Notothenia coriiceps (black rockcod), 672 nucleotides long. RefSeq names its product vesicle transport through interaction with t-SNAREs homolog 1B-like. Gene Ontology annotation, cellular component: membrane. Gene Ontology annotation, biological process: vesicle-mediated transport; intracellular protein transport. The transcript is spliced from 3 exons. The coding region runs from base 159 to 536 and encodes 125 amino acids. NCBI's taxonomy places the organism in Eukaryota, Metazoa, Chordata, Actinopteri, Perciformes, Nototheniidae. The record is from RefSeq and is a predicted model, not a curated record.
UGUAUCACGAGGACCUCAAAGCGGAAGCGUCUCGUGCAUCUGAUUAACGUCAAAAGCAAAACUAACAAUUGUGCUUUAGAUUAACCUCUUAAGAGCUGUUUUUAAAAACAACACCACACCAUUAUUUUUAGGAUAAAGGGCAGUUUAGCUACUCUGAAAUGUCGUCGGAGGAAUUUGAGAAGCUCCAUGAGAUCUACAAAUCUCUGUUCGAGGAGCUGAAGCUGCUGCCGGAGAAAGCUCUGAGGAGCCAGGGAGAGGAAAGGAAGAGACUGGUGAGGACCUUCGAUGAGAGGAAGGGGGAGGCUGAGGAAGUGUUACAGGGAAUGGAUGAAGAGCUGCGUUCUGCUCCGUCCGCCUUCAGAAACAUGAUGAGCACAAAACUGCGGAUGUACAACCGAGACCUGGGGAAGCUGCAGAGAGACAUGAAGACCUCCGAUUCUGGGUCCUCUGCUCAGGCGGGGGUGGGGAGUCAUCCAGGCAUCUACUCAUCCGAAAACCAGCAGAGUGUGAGUGUGUGUUGGCUUGUGAUAUGUUAGAAAUGCUGUUUGAGCACCACGUCCUCUCAUCAUGAGGGUUAUCAACUGUUAGGAAAAUAUCCCUCAUCACCGGCUUGAGCUUCAACCUCAGGAUCCAUGUAUCUGUGAUCCUCUCCAGAAUGGAAGUAGUCAUCAC